Bemisia tabaci is the source of this 2213-nucleotide messenger RNA. RefSeq lists its product as uncharacterized. The record is from RefSeq and is a predicted model, not a curated record. Gene Ontology annotation, biological process: proteolysis. Gene Ontology annotation, cellular component: membrane. NCBI's taxonomy places the organism in Eukaryota, Metazoa, Arthropoda, Insecta, Hemiptera, Aleyrodidae. Gene Ontology annotation, molecular function: zinc ion binding; metalloendopeptidase activity.
CGGCUUCCGGCACGUUAAUUUCAGUCCAUCAUGUUCAUGACUUUAAGUGUUCUAUUGGUUUUCGCGGCUGGGGUCGGAGGUAUUCAAGAUCAAUUGGCGAAUGGUACAAUUUAUGAUGUUCCAGACGAGUACGCGACAGUCCGGCACGAAGGUCGAAAAGCCCGGUCCAAGAAACUACUCAAAAACCCCAAUUACAUAUGGCUAGCAGCGGGUGUAUACUACAGUAUGGAUGAUUCCGUCGGAUGUCCGUGGUCUCAGGAAUGUGAGCUCGUCAGAGCGGCCAUGCGUAGUUAUGAGGAGAAAACUUGCGUGCGCUUCAAAGAGAGGAGUGGAGAAAAAGAUUUCGUCCGCAUUAUCUCGUCGUCAGGCUUAAAAAAGGGGUUUUCCGGACAUGCAGAUUUAGGAAGAAUAGGUGGCGAGCAAAUGGUGACUAUUGGCCAAUGGAACAUGAAUACCGUCUUGCAUGAACUGGGGCACACCGUAGGUCUAAUAGAUGAGCACAUGCGGCCAGAUAGAGAUCUUUACAUGGAAGUUUUACAGGACAACAUCUUUCCGAAUCUUUUACCUGCUUUUGACAAAGAAGAAAAUCCAAACAGGGUCAAUUUGUUGGGAGAACCUCUUGAUUUCGAUUCUGUUAUGAUGUACGGCGAAUAUGCCGGCUCCUCGAAUGGAGAACCGGCGUUUAGAGCAAAAUCAGGGCGCCGGGUACCUGAACGCCACGAGCUUAGCGCAGGGGAUAUUCGACGAAUCGAUGAUCUGUACCGUUGUAAUGGAACGUUUCCAAAGCCGAGGUUCCCUUUCGAUAUCGUUUGCGACUUUGACGAAGAUGAUUGCAACUUCAGAUUGAAAAAAAAUGGCAAAGGCACUUGGUCUUGGUUACAAUUGGAUAAGAAAGAUUUCCUCGGUGGAUACCUGCUCAGCAAGAUGGAGCCAAAAAAUGACACACUUUUGGCGGACUACGUUUUUAGCGUGAAUUUUCACGGUUUAAGCCCAAUUGACAUAAAGCGAGGACCAAUUGGAUGUGUGGAGUUUGGUUACAUGACUAAAACCUGUGGGAGAAGAAAGCCCCCGUAUUUACAGCUCUUCAAGGUGGAUCUGAACUCAACCCUGGAUGAUAGAUACGACCCUGAAAGAUCAUAUCAAAUUUGGUCCAGUCCUAAAAAAUUUAAUGAGACGUCUAAUAAGGUGUGGAUUGACAUUUCUAUUAGAGUGAACGUGAUAGAGCCAUUUGUGCUCAUUUUCAAAACAAUAUUUGCAAGCAGAAAGCGGCCGGACUGGGUGAUAGUCGAUAAUCUCAUAGUUAAAUACACACCAUGCAGAUCUCCAGAAGCAGUCGAAGGAUUCAAACCGAGGCCUCAAAAACAAAGUUUCUACAACAGAGCAUACAACAGAGUGUUUGGUUCUACCCCCAAAACAUUUACUCCGGGUCUUCCGGAUCCGAAACCGUGGCGAUCGCUUUGGGGAUUACUUCCGAAACAACCCCCGUCAAAAUCAUCGACUCCAAACUCGUCCGUGCUAUCAUCUUGGCGGAGACGGUUUUCCAGAUCAUCUCUGCGGAGACGGUUCUCCGGAUCAUCUUUGCGGAGACGGGUCUCCGGAUUAUUUCGAAAGAAACCGUCUUCAGAAUCGCCUACUCCGGGAUCGCCUUCAGAAUUGCCCACUCCGGAAUCUCCCUCGAAACCAUCCGUACGGAAACGAUUGGCCGGAAUUUUUUCAAGGAAAUCGUCAUCAACGUCACCAGCUUCGGAAUCGUCCUCGAGACCAUCUUUACGGAAGCGUUGGGCCGGAAUAUUCUCAAGGAAAUCGUCAUCAACACCAACAGCUUCGGAAUCGACAGAGUCCACGCCCUCCAGCAGCUUGAAGCCUAAUAUGACAUCCAUAUUCCGAAACCCGUUUGGUCGAAUCCGUAAGCGGUCGAAAUCGAAUUCGGAAAAAGUGUGAGAUGGAGAGAACCACACAGUUAAAAAUUUCCGUGAUAAUGGGUACUUGGCUUACUUUGCAUUACUUCUUUUCGGUCAGAUCAACCAAAAAUGUUACGUUGAGUCAGCAAAAUUCGGUUCGACUGAAUCUUGUUGAUUCCAAAUUUUUUUGUGAACUAAAAUCAACUAAAAACCCGAAGAAUAACCAAUAAAUUUGAAUACUUAAAACAAUCAAUGGUAUUAACGCAUUAAUUUCAUAAUUUUAGCUGAAAUAAAGAGAGGAAUUGAAUCAAA